Messenger RNA from Pelodiscus sinensis (Chinese soft-shelled turtle), 1979 nucleotides. It is a transcript of the gene RLBP1, whose product is annotated as retinaldehyde binding protein 1. NCBI's taxonomy places the organism in Eukaryota, Metazoa, Chordata, Testudines, Trionychidae. The record is from RefSeq and is a predicted model, not a curated record. Gene Ontology annotation, cellular component: membrane. Gene Ontology annotation, molecular function: phosphatidylinositol bisphosphate binding.
GCCUUUUGUAUUUUUAAUGGGGGCCCUUGCCUGUUUUGAGCUGACUUAAUUAAAAAGCCGCUGUGAGUGAUGCCUUGUGACGGCCUAAUCCCAACCCGGUGACUCUACAAAGCUUUCGCCUGGUUUUCCCCCUGCUCCACUCCAGCCCUGCUUGCUCCCUCACAGUCUGUGUCAGGUCUCUGCUCCGGUGCCCCCCAGCUGCGGACGCUGACCCCUCCAGGACGAUUUGGCUUCUUGCAUCUCCCCGUGUCCCGUGGACAAUAAGGAAGCAGCAUGUCUGCAAUAACUGGAACGUUCCGGAUUGUCUCCGAGGAGGAGCAAGCCCUUCGCACCAAACUCGAGCGACUUACCACCAAGGACCACGGCCCCGUCUUUGGAAAGUGUGACAAAGUCCCCCUGCACACCAUGCAAAAGGCAAAGGACGAGCUGAACGAGACAGAGGAGAAGCGGGAGUCAGCCGUGAAGGAGCUCCGGGAGCUGGUGCAUGAGAGAGCCAGCGGGGGCGAGGAUUUGUGCAAGGCAGUGGCAGAGAAGGUGAAAGGAAAGGAUGACAGCUUCUUCCUUCGCUUCAUCCGUGCCCGCAAGUUCGAUGUCAACAGAGCUUAUGAGCUACUGAAAGGCUAUGUAAACUUCCGUCAACAGUACCCAGAACUCUUUGAUAACCUGACACCUGAAGCUGUGCGCAGCACCAUUGAGGCUGGCUACCCCGGCAUCCUGGCCAGCAGGGACAAAUACGGCCGGGUGGUGAUGCUCUUCAACAUUGAGAACUGGGACUACGAGGAGAUCACCUUUGAUGAGAUUCUUCGUGCAUAUUGCGUUAUCUUAGAGAAGCUGCUGGAGAAUGAAGAGACCCAGAUCAAUGGACUCUGCAUCAUUGAGAAUUUCACGGGCUUCACCAUGCAGCAGGCGUCGGGCAUCAAACCCUCUGAGCUCAAGAAGAUGGUGGAUAUGCUGCAGGACUCCUUCCCAGCUCGAUUCAAGGCCGUUCACUUCAUCCACCAGCCUUGGUACUUCACCACUACCUACAACGUGGUCAAACCUUUCCUGAAGAGCAAACUCCUGGAGAGGGUCUUUGUGCAUGGGGAGGAGCUAGAGUCCUUCUAUCAGGAGAUCGAUGCUGACAUCUUGCCAGCAGAUUUUGGUGGCAACCUGCCCAAAUAUGAUGGCAAAGCCACCGCUGAGAAGCUUUUUGGACCCCGGAUUGAGGCUGAAGACACAGCUCUAUAAAGAAAAUCCCCUCCCUGCUUCCCCAUCUGAUAAGACUAGAGACAUCUGUCUAACCCAGCACACUUACGCCCUGCCUUACUGUAGCAUUGAUUGCACAAUCGCUUGUGAUGAUAAACUCUGGGUGCGUAUCUCCACACAUGCUCCUCACCCCUUCAAAAAUCCAUCAAGGAUCUUCUCUCUCCAGCUGUCCAGCAGGGGAGCAAACCAUAAACAAUCGGUUCUGUCAUGGCACCUCCUGAAGCUGCUAAGAGAAGGACAGGGCAGCAACUGAAUGGAGAAGAGACUGUCAGGCUGGUCUCAGCCCCACCCUUCACCUGAACACUGGACCAUGGCUCACCUCCAGCCUAGGUAGUGUAGUAGCUGCAAAGUGCCUUUCCCUGUGCUUGCUGGCUUGGCUUGUAAGAGUGCAAGGCAGUAGGAAAGCAGGGCUCCAAGGCCAGCAUUUGCCCACCCACAGCAGGGUACUCGGAGGCCAGGCUAGUGACAGGUGGCUAUAGCUGAAGGAGGAGAGCAGUGUGGUAGUAAAGUUGUAGAACAGUCUCCGGGUAGCUGGAAGAAUUCCAAGCAUCGCAUGUGACUGUGUGGAUGACACAGGCAGAGUCCACCACCACAGGAGGCCCCCAAGAAGCACUGUUUGAAAUACGUACACAGCGAAAUAAAGUGCACAACCGCAGGGAUGCUUUGGGUCCCUUUGUAGUCCCUGCCCCUCCACCACCCAUAAAUGGGCCAAUGGGUUGUCAUCUCCAGUCAGG